This is a messenger RNA of Pocillopora damicornis (cauliflower coral), 669 nucleotides long. RefSeq lists its product as uncharacterized. The record is from RefSeq and is a predicted model, not a curated record. Lineage: Eukaryota; Metazoa; Cnidaria; Anthozoa; Scleractinia; Pocilloporidae.
AUGGUCGGUAUUGAUCCAGCAGCCAUUCCAAAGGAGCAGUUCCACUCAGAAUGUUUGCCCCCGAUUGAAGCCUCAGACCUUCUUUCCUAUUUAGUUCUUGAGACAAGUUAUUCUACAAAUAAGCAGUUUAAAGCUUUCAAAAGUCUUAAAGCAUACAAGCAAGCGGUGUCCGGCUUCAUAAUAUCAGUUCAAGGAGCAGAGAUUCGCAACAAGAUUGUUGUUGUGGCGAAGGUGAGAAAUUUGCAACAGAUGAACAAUCCUCUGAUAGACAUUUGGAUCAUCCCAGAAAGAGAUGUUAACACUAAAGCUACCAGACAUGGUCAGAGGCACGAAAGUGAUGCUGCAAAUGCAUACGAAGCUGCUGUAAAAUCUGGUCAUGUGAACUUAGCUGUUAAGAAGUGUGGCUUGUUUAUUUACAAACAACAUGAAUUUCUUCAUGCCACUCCUGAUUUUCUAGUUUCAUGUGUCUGUUAUGGCACUGGAUGCGGUGAAGUGAAGUGCCCGAGUAUAAUCAAAGAUGGCAACUUUGAGAACUUUGCUUAGCACAAGAAUUCCUGCUUAGAAAAAGUGAAAGGACAUUUACAGCUCAGAAAAAGUCACAGCGACUACUAUCAGGUGCAGCAGCAGCUUUUCUCUGUGCCUGGAAUCAAGUAUUGUGAGUUUCUGGUU